Beta vulgaris subsp. vulgaris (sugar beet) is the source of this 1299-nucleotide messenger RNA. RefSeq lists its product as uncharacterized. Lineage: Eukaryota; Viridiplantae; Streptophyta; Magnoliopsida; Caryophyllales; Amaranthaceae. The transcript is spliced from 3 exons. Bases 1 to 1299 code for a protein of 432 amino acids. The record is from RefSeq and is a predicted model, not a curated record.
AUGUCUGUCAGUACGACAAUCAGUAAGGAGGGUCAUGUACUAACCAGUGAUCAGCAGAGGAUGGUAUGUGGGGAUUUUACAGAGGAGGAUGUAAAGAGAGCAUUGUUUGCCAUUGAAGAUAAUAAAGCAUCGGGUCCAGAUGGGUACACAAGCCACUUUUUCAAGAAAGCUUGGAGUUGUAUUGAUCCAGAAAUCACUGCAGCCAUUUUGAAUUUUUUUCAGACUGUUGAUCCAGUUCAAAGUGCAUUUGUGGAGGAUAGACGUAUUAUGCACAACAUUUUAAUCUGUCAAGACAUGUUAAAAAUGUAUAAGAGGAAGGAGUUGCCUGCUAGAUGCACUAUCAAAGUGGAUCUUAGGAAAGCUUAUGACUCUCUAAGUUGGAGUUUCAUUGAAGAGUUGUUGUGUGGUUUAAAAUUCCCAAAGAAGUUUGUAGAUUGGCUCAUGCAGUGUAUUACUACUACAUCAUAUUCAUUGAGCAUAAAUGGUAGUAUUUGUGGCUUCUUCAGUGGGAAGAGGGGUAUCAGACAAGGGGAUCCCAUCUCCCCUUUGAUUUUUGUAUUGGCCAUGGAGUAUCUUACCAGGUUGAUGAAGAAGAUGAGUAAAAGAGCAGAAUUCAAGUAUCACUACAGAUGUGAGAGUUUAAAACUUACUCAUAUCAUAUUUGCUGAUGAUUUGAUGAUGUUCUGUAAGGGGGAUCCACAUUCAGUUGCUUUGAUAGUGAGAACUCUUAAGGCCUUUACAGCUACAUCAGGUUUGGAAGCUAGUCCUGCAAAAUCUGCCAUCUACUUUGGAAAUGUGAAAGUAAAUGUGCAAUAUAGCAUUCUCAGGGUCUUUGGCUAUAACAAAGGUGAGUUCCCCUUUCAUUAUCUAGGGGUUCCAAUCACCACCAAGAAACUUAAGAGGGCUGAUUGUGAUGUUCUAGUAGAUAAAAUCUUGAAGCAGAUCAUGUGCUGGUCAUCCAGACAUCUCUCUUAUGCUGCAAGAGUCACACUAGUGAAUUCUGUGUUGCUAAGCUUGCAUAUCUACUGGACACAAAUAUUUUUGUUGCAUGAAGGAGUGCUUAAUAAAAUUGUGCAAAUAUGUAAAGCUUUCCUGUGGGAAGGGAGGGUCAAUCUAUUGAAAAUUCCCCCUGUUGCAAACAAAGAGGACUCUCUAUGGAUAAAAUGGAUUCACUGUGUCUAUUUGAGGGAGAUGGAUUGGUGGACAUAUGAACCACUUGCUAGUGCUAGCUGGGGAUGGAAAGCUAUAUGCAGAGUGAAGAACAUUUUCAAAGUGCAUAUACUGGCAAUAGAUGGUUAA